AAAUUUUAUAAGUAUAUUCUACAUUAUAUCAAAAUAGAAAUAAUUAGUGAAUUACAUAUUAAAUUUUUUUUUUUGCAAACAUUUUAAAAUUAUGUUGAAUUGGUAAACCAUUAUAUUUUGUUUUUUUUUUUAUCAGCAACAAAACAGAGUCAUAUAGACUAUGUAAACCAAACUGGUAGCUCUGUAUCCAUGUGGACUACGAACGAAGGUUGCCUUCUUGCACUACGUGCUAGACUAUCCGUCCUUGAAUUUUGCGUCCUUGAUAUAUAGAUGAGCUCUGAGCUGUGGAAACUACCUUUCAGGAUCUUUAUAUCUUCCAGAUAACUUGCAAAUGCGGGCCAUUCCUCAGGUUUAGAAACCAUCUUCACCAACUGAGAACAAUCCGUCGCAAAAGUGACAGUAAACUGUCUUAAGUUCCUCAUACAUUUCAUCGCCCAAAUGAGUGCCUCUAUCUCCGAAUGAAGUGGUGAUUAACUCACUCUAGUGUUCCUUGCUCCCAAUAAGUUAUCAAAACCGUCGAGAGUGCUGCACCAUCCUUGUCCUGAAAAACUAUCAUUUUCUUUCCAAGAUCCAUCCGUAAAGCACCACCGACCAGGAAUAAUUGGAACCGUCUCGGUUACUACCGAACGGGCCUGAUCGGUGCUUUGUGCAUGAUUAAUCUGCGCCUCGGCCCAUAAGGCAGACUCUGUUUCAGCCAACUUAAGAGUAUCUCGAGGGUCAAUAUCAAGAUAUAAAACCAUUAUAUUUUGAAAAAAUACUUUCAUUAAUAUAAAUAAAUAAAAUAUCAUUCACCGUUUAAAGUGACUAAAAUAUCAUUCACCUUUUAAAAUGAUUAAAUUUCAUAAAUUAUGUAAUAAUUUUCACAAAAAUAAAAUUGUUAACCAUGUGUUAAAUUUUAAUAUUUAGAACUAUAUAUAAUAUAUUUAGUUAUUUUUAAAAUGACAGCAAUAUAUUAUCAUAAAUUAUAGUAUACAAAAUAAUAUAAAAUUUUAUAUUUAUAAAUGAAAUGUUACCCGCAUGGGUGUGCAGAUUAAAAUCUAGUUUAUAUUAAUAGCAAUAUCAGAAGAGAAAACGAAAAAUGCCGCGUUAUAAAAAAAAAACAAAAAUGCCGUAAAAUAGAUAAAGAAAAUAGGUCUAACGCAUUAGGUCAUGAUAUUUCACUAUAGAAUCUAAUGAUCAAUGUGAUUUUUAAUUCUCUUAUCUUCCGUUUAUUCGAAACGAAAUUUAUCAACCUUUUAACAUAUACCCAUUGUUGGAAGAAAGAAAGAUUAAAUGUUUUUUUUCUGAUAAAGGGUUUACUAAGAAAGAUUAAAUGUUUUUCCUGAUUAAAAUCACGAAUCAAUUUAUGUUGAACACAAGGCCAAUGUGAACCAUGUGGUAAGAGUAUAUAAUUUCAGUCAUGCAUUAACAUGCUAUACACAGGAUUUCGUUCAAUUUUAUCAAUUUUUCGAAUGUUACAUUAAGUUUUUCACUUGUAUGUAAAGGAACAACUUUUUUUUUUGUGCACUAAGGAACAACUUUAAAUGUAUGAACUAAAUCCGGAGUGUGGAUGUAAGUUAAAGAGAGAGAGAACGAUAAAUAUGAGAACUCUGGUAGGACAAAAGAGUGUAAGGAGGGGCCAGCACCGAAGGCGAUAAAGAGCUUUUCGCCGUGAUGAUGUUCCCUGUGUUAUUACGUAACCACUCAUGUUACGCCACGUUAUAUUGUUACUGAUUGUUUUACUAUUUUUGUGAAAACAUUGUUUACUUUUUUUUGGAAAAAUCGCAUGAAAAACUAUGAAAUUGGCAAAAAUUUAUACUUUAAACCGUAGAGCUCAAUUACUAACACUUUAAAUACUGAAACUUGUUUCAAUAACAUAUUAAACAUCGAAACUAACUUACUUGUUGCAUACAUCAAAAUUGUGACCGGUUACUAUUCAUUAGCAGGUAAAAACCGGUGACGUGGCGGUUUACUUUAAAAAAUAAUUUUUAGUUGAUUUAAUUAAUAAAAACAAAAAGUUAUACAAACAAUAAAUAUAAAUUCUAAAAAGUAAUACAAAUUCAAGAAAAAAUCAAGAAGAAUAAAAGAAAAUUCAUAAAUUUAAAAUAAAAAAAAAUUAUAAAUUCAAAAUUUUAUAACAAAAAUAAAAGGAAAUUUUCAAAAUUGACUAAAAUUAAGGAAAAAUAAAAAAUAAAAAAAAAAUCGAAAUUCAAAAAAUAAAAUUAAUAAAUUGUAUAAAUCGAUAAAAAUUGAAAAAUAGGAAAUUUAUAAAAAUAUGAAAAACAAAUAAAAAAUCAAAAUUAAAAAAAAGAAUUGAAAAUGAAAAGUAAUUGAAACUGAACCUCUUUGGUUGUUAGGUAGGCAUAUGAGCGUUUGGGUGUCCGGGUUCGGAUCCUAAAGAUUUGGUCUCAACAAGAUACUUGAAAAUAUAAUUUUUUGCCAACUUCAUGGUUUUUACCAAUAUUUGCCACAUGGUUUCAUUUUUCCAUAUUUUUUCCUUAAGUUUUUAAUCAUUUAAAAAAAUUAUUUUUUUUUUAUUAUUUUAUGAAUUUAUACAUUUUUAUCUUUAUUAAUUUUGAGUUUUGGAUCCUUCAGAUCCAAGAGAUUUGGACCCAACAAGGCACUUGGAAAUUUUCGGUUCGGGUUCGACAUGAGGUGAUGGUGGCAAAUUUAAUCAUAUCACUCUAAAAAGCUAUUACGAAAUAUAAUAGGAUUUUAAAACAUUUUGUUCAAUAUUAAAUUUUUGAAUUAAAAAAAUAAAAAUUUUAAAUUUUUAUUUUGAAUUUUUAUAAAGUAUUUUAAUUUUAAUUUUAAUAUUUGAACUUUUAUAUUUUUUCCAGAGUUUAUUAAAAAUUUCCUAUUUUUUCUUAAUUUUUAUCGAUUCUUAUAAAUGUUUUAAAUUUUAUUAUAAUUUUUUGAAUUAUUAAAUUUAUUUUUCCUGAUUUUUUCUGAAUUUGUAUCAAUUUUAAAAUUUAAACUGAAUUUUAUAUAAUUUUAGUUUUUUUAUUAAUUAAAUGAAUUAGAAUUUUUUUUUAAAAAAAGUAAACUGCCACAUCACCAGUUUUUACCUGCUUAUGAACAGUAACCGGUCACAAUUUUGGCGUGUGCAACAAGUAAGUUAGUUUUGAUGUUUAAUAUGUUAUUGAAACAAAUUUCAGUGUUUAAAGUAUUAGCCGUUGAGCUCCAAGGUUUAAAAUGCAAACUUUUGCCAACUUCAUGGUUUUUUAUGCGAUUUUUCCUUCUUUUUUUUUUGAACAACAUUGUUUUACUAUUUGUUCAGAAAACAUUGUUUUAUUACUUUUUGUUUUUUACAACAACUAUUUUCCUGUUUUUUCUUGACUUUAAUUCAAUUUAUGUUUCUUAUGAUAUCAUCUAUUGAAAGUUCACAUCGUCUACUUAAGAAAAAUAAAAUAAAACAUUUGAUAUAUAUGUUGUACAAUUAUCAUAGAAUCUUAAGUUUGAGCUUGCAAAGAAUAUGCAUAAUUUCUCCCAAAAAAAUUUCCUACCAACUUGUAAGAGUUAUUUAAUGGAAUUCAUUUUUUGUCAACAGUUAAUUAAAUUUGAUAGUUGAAAUUUUAUAAGUAUUUUGGAACAUUUUCUGUAACUAGUAAAUCAAAUAGUACAGUCUUACAAGCUUACUAAUGUUUGAUCAUAUAAACAUUUUAUAUCCAAAGAUUUUUGUCGUUGUUGUUGUUGUUGUGUUGGUGCAACAUCUAUCCAUCAAGGCAUCAAGACAUAGAAACCUGAAUAGGACAAAUCAAUACAUUGUUUAUUAAAAAAAAACAUGCGUAUCAAUUUCACCAAACGAAUCUAGUAACCUAACAUGAGCAGCAUAUAUUAUAUUGGUGUUAUAGAUGUGAAUCAUGUGAUGGUCAACAAAGAAACCCACUUAAUUAAUAACCUGGAUUCGCCCCUGGAUGUGAUGGUCAACAAAGAAGUAGGGAUUGCUUAGUUUAAUCCAAGAGUGUAGUGAUAUUUGAGUAGCAUCAACACGGGAGAAUAAACGCAGCAGACAAAGGUAAACAAAAUAGUCUACUUGUGUAAGCAAGGACGCCUAAAGAUAUUUUCUGUAGUUGUUUUAUAUUUGAAUGCAAAUGUUAUUAAAUAUAUUUUGGUCUUGAUCGUCCAAAACGUAACGAUUGGAUGACUAAAAAACAAUUGCAAUGUUUGUUUUUCUCUCGAGUCGGUAUGAUCUCACAACCACCGAACCACAACACAAAAUGUAACUAUUGCGGCCACUGGUGACCAUACCGCCCCAAACGCAAAUUCGCAUAUAACCUUUGUUCGGGACUGCGCUAGACAUAACGCGUGUCCGCGUAUAGGCCCUUGCACCAAAUCAAUUAGUCGGAGAUUAUACAGACUAGUAGAGAGUAAUUUAGUGGUUUCUAUGGGUUUAUAUAAUAUGAAUCAUUAAUAAUGUGGACAGAUGGUGUAGUGGUCAGUGAUUUUGUUAUUCAUCACGUGUCAUGGGUUCGAAUACAGGUGUGUGUUUUUGGUCUAUUUUAUAGUCUUUUAGGUUAAAUGAAAUGAAUAUGAAAAUAAUCAUGUCUUCUACCUCAAAUCUUGCAAUUCUUAGAACUAACUACAGUUGCCCUUUUUUUUUGUGAUUUCCAUUGCUUUUCUUGCUUUUCUUGCUAAUCUUAUAUGUUUUAAUCAACCUAUGAUAAAUCUAUUAAAGAACAUUUAAUUUCGGAUUCCAAAUCUACAAAAAUGAUAAGUUCAACUUUUCCGAUUAACUGAACCCUACGUUCAAGGCCAAAUCGCAAUACGCUUUUCUGGUGUGACUUUCCGGCAGCCUUAAGCCGCAUUUUUGAACAAGGCAUAUAAAACUAAUUAAUUUCUUCAAUAAAUUAAAAAAAGAACUUUAUUUGAAGAUGUCGCAUUCAAUAGUUGGUAGAUAGAGUUCUAAAAGAUCAUAUCACUUCUCUAUCACACACACAUAGAAAGUGAAAACUUAUUCAACACUUCAGGAAGAGAGAGGAAGAGAGUGAUAGCUAAGUUAUAAUUAAAGACUCCCAAAAAUCUGAAUAGAAUCUUCAGAAAGUAUAGAAUAAAAAAUCACAUAAAAUAAAAUUAAAAAGCACAUUUCCUUUGCAUCAUGAAAGUUUUUGUCUCUGUUUACAUUUACAUGUGCCUAUAUAUAUGGGUUCAUAUAAGCCUAGAGAAUCUGCCAGUAUCGGAAUAUACAUUCAGUACGUCUUUCAUGAUCUCAACAACAUAAACAAGACAAAACGCUUUUGUCUCUUUGUCCAAGUCUACGAGGAACCAGGAGAAUAACCCAUUCUAAAAUUCUUAUAAAUCUCGCAUAUAUAAGAAGAAGAUCCAAGUAAGUUUAUUUCAACCAUGUGCAUGUGGUUUCUAGUUUUUGUGAUGUACAAUCCAAAUAUCUAACUUUGGUACUCCAGAUCUUAGGUUAUAACUUAUAAGUAUAACUACUCUCUUCCUUUUCUUAUUUAAAGGACAAGACGAUUACAUUGUUUUUUCUCCUUUUGUUGGAAAGUAUGUGAUGCUCAUUACUUAUUUCACGAAUGCAGUUUUUUUAUUAAUAAAAUGAUAUUCAUUGUUAUUUUUUCUCCUUUUUAAUAACAUUUUCAUGAAAUAUAGUGAGCAUUGUGGAAAGUUAACUACUUGUUUAAAACCCAUGCAUAUAUAUCAUGAUUCCUUUUUUUGAAACAUCUAUAUUAUUAAAACUGAAGUAUAUUUUGAUAUUGUUUGAAAACAUGGAUAACAAUAUAAAUGAUAAUUGUUUGGAAACAUCGAUAAGAGUAUAAGAAAAAGACGUAUAAUAUUCUUUUAGUAAUUUUUUUUCUUUUUUUUCUUUUUUUUGUUCUUUUAGUAAUUUCAUUAACAUAAUUACUUUAAUUGUAUUUCCAUAUUUCACUCAGUUUAACAACUUCAUUAAUUAUAUUACUUUAACAAUACAUCACAUCACUAUUUAUAUUACCAAAAUAAUAAUAGUGCAGAUUUUUAUUUAUUAUUAAUCAACAUUAUUUUUUUGCCAAUUAUAAAAUCAAAUAAUUGUGUUUUGCAUAUGGUUAAACGUUCAGUUUAUUUUGCUUUACUAAAAAAAUUUUCUUUUAGUUUCAAUCGGUGAAAAAUUACGUGAAAAAUUACGUAGCCAGAAAUAUAAUUCAAAAACAUGUUUUUGUGAAUAAAAUAAUAACUUGAAUCAAAAUAAUAAAAAUGUAUUAAUUUUUUUGUCACUUAAUUUUUCAGUCCAUAAAAUUAUUUUACUAAAUGAAAAACUCUUUCUAUUUCACUUAGUUUAGCCAAAUACAUAUAAAUAAUUCUUUUUACUAGUUUAUAAAAUUAGUUAGGCAUGAACAUUAACUAUCCAUUUAGGUACGAGUUGUUUCUUUCAGGUAUCAUUUUUUUAUGGAAACUAAGCCCCGCUUGAAUAUUUAUAAAUUUAUGUGUGGGUUUUGAGUUGGUCCUUCUCGGUCUGGAUGAGUUGGGUUCUGAUGUAUAUGAACCUAAAAAUAUCUAAAUAACAGAUGUAUCUGAAAAGGGUUCGGACACAUCUAAAAUAAUUACGACGCAUCUAAAAUAAUUACAAUUAGUUAUAUUACGACAUAUCUAAAAUAAUUACGACACAUCUAAAAUAUAUGACACUAAUUAUGAAAAACAAAUAUCAAUGUAUUAAAAUGUAAAAACCAAUAUCCGCGCGAGAUCAAUCUCUAGUGUUAUGUUAUGCGUGGAAUUUGGUACUAACAAGAGACAUUAUGAGUAUUCCAACGUAAUAUUUAUGAUAAAUUAACAAAAAUAACCUUUUUCAUGAUGAAAUAGAUCAAAUAUAUACUUUAAAUCAUAACUACGUGUGUGGAAAAUUAAACACACAUCAUCUCUAUGUAGACUUACUUGAAUACUUGAUUUCACAUUAGCUACAUAUAUCUUUCUCUUCACCUUUGAUGAUAGAGUAUAUGUUACACAUUGCAGAAAAUUAAUUUUAAAAAUAUCAAAUAUAUGGAGGGUCUCUCACUCAUUCCUCCCGGUUACCAAUUUCAUCCAACCGACGAAGAACUCGUUGACUAUUAUCUUAAGAAGAAAGUUGCAUUCCCAGGGAUGCAAGUUGACGUUAUCAAAGAUGUUGAUCUUUACAAAAUCGAGCCAUGGGACAUCCAGGAGUUAUGUGGAAGAGGAACAGGAGAAGAGAGGGAAUGGUAUUUCUUUAGCCACAAGGACAAGAAGUAUCCAACAGGGACACGAACCAAUAGAGCAACAUGCUCAGGAUUUUGGAAAGCAACAGGUCGAGACAAGGCUAUAUACUCGAAGCAAGAGCUUGUGGGCAUGAGGAAGACUCUUGUGUUUUACAAAGGUCGGGCCCCAAAUGGUCAGAAAUCAGAUUGGAUAAUGCAUGAAUAUCGUCUUGAGACAGAUGAAAAUGGACCACCUCAUGAGGAAGGAUGGGUGGUUUGUCGUGCUUUCAAGAAGAAACUAACGACAAUGAUGAAUUACAACAAUCCAAGAACAAUGAUGGGAUCAUCAUCAUCAGGCCAAGAAUCGAAUUGGUUCGUGCAGCAAAUGGAUGUCGCUAAUGGUAGCUACUACCAUCUUCCUGAUCUAGAGAGCCCAAAAAUGUUUCAAGCCUCAUCAUCAUUGUUACAUCAUAAUGAUAAUGAUCCUUAUGGUGUUGUACUAAGCACUAUCAACACAACACCAACCACAUUAAUGCAAGGAGAUGACCAAGUUGAUCAUGGUCAAGUUAUUACUAAUGAUGAUGUUCAUAUGAUUAUGAUGAACACAAACACUGAUCAUCAUAAUGAUCAAGUGAUGGAUUGGCAAACUCUUGACAAGUUUGUUGCUUCGCAGUUAAUCAUGAGCCAAGAAGACGAAGAAGUUAACAAAGAUCCAUCUGAUAAUUCGAAUGAAACAUUUCAUCAUCUCUCUGAAGAGCAAGCAACAAUGGUUUCAAUGAAUGCAUCGCCUUCUUCUCCAUGUUCCUUCUACUCUUGGUCUCAAAACACACACCCAUAAGAUCCAUCUUCAAACGUGCAUGUGUGAAUUCAAAUGCCUUAUUAUAAUUGAAUUGAGGCUCAUGCUUAUUGAUUACGUCAUACGCAUGUCUUAACGAAUUACUAAUUAUAAAUUUUAUACGAAAAUUGUUUAUUUAUUAUGUAAACUUUAUAGCUUGUUUACCACCCGGUG
Molecule: messenger RNA, 8124 nt
Organism: Brassica rapa (field mustard)
Lineage: Eukaryota; Viridiplantae; Streptophyta; Magnoliopsida; Brassicales; Brassicaceae
Product: NAC domain-containing protein 101
Biological process (GO): regulation of DNA-templated transcription
Molecular function (GO): DNA binding
Source: RefSeq, a predicted model, not a curated record